Molecule: messenger RNA, 3020 nt
Organism: Misgurnus anguillicaudatus (oriental weatherfish)
Lineage: Eukaryota; Metazoa; Chordata; Actinopteri; Cypriniformes; Cobitidae
Source: RefSeq, a predicted model, not a curated record
AAGAAGUCAAGAGAUUGGAUUAUUACAAGGGCAAAAAUGUCUCGGUAUUUAUUUGUGCUGUGCUAAAAGGCAUCCGUGAACUGUCGUGUAUCAGCUUAAUAAAGUGGUUCGCAUGAAAGGGUGCUCUUAUUUGAAGGAGCAGGCAGGGGAAAAGAGGAGGGUCUCGCUCGCUCACUCACUCGGAUUUGAGCGGCAAACGGCAUAUGUGAGGUAUUAUGACUUGCCACCUCAGUUUUUCCGACCAUUGGAACUAAGAGAACGGCUCUACUUACAGUAGAGUCCAUGCGGCCUGAAAUCGCUUCACCUCCGGCUGAGCUCCCAGCAUGUCUCGCCUCUCCUCCACGGCUAAGCGCUACGCUGGCUCUUCAUACAGCAGUCACUACGGCUCAUAUGGCUCCUCACUGGGCUCGUAUGAGCGGGAUAAGCUCCCCUAUAAGAGUUCCUCCUCAGGCUACUCCUCCUCCAGCUACCUGAGCUCCAGCGCCGCCCGUAGCCGCAACUACAGCUCUUCUUCAGAGCCAGACCGCGGUCGGCCCAUCCCUCGCACCGACCUUCUGGGCAGCCGGCGGAGCGAGAGCCUGAGUCGCACUCCAGUGAAAGGCUAUGGCUCGGGCCUCAACGGGGGCUCGGGAUACAGCAGCUAUAGCUAUUCUCCGGCCCCGACCAGCUACCUCUCCACCUCACCCGUGUCCUCCAGCAUCUCGCUCAGUCGACGCAAGUCGGUCAGUCAGAGCGACCUGACGCACGACCUGUCGGCCCUGAGCUUGAGCGAGACCUCCAGUAGCAGCAGCCUGAGGCCGUCCUACAGGAGCAGAGCCAGCGACUCAUCCGAGUCCUACAGCAGCUCCCGCUCCAGCUACGGCCUCUCACGAAGCUCCACGCAGGAGGGUCUCGGUAGCAGCACUAGUGGCCUGAAGAGCAGCAGCAGCAACCGAUAUUCCUCCAGCUAUCGCUCCACCUCACCAGUCAGAGAGUCUUCGAACUCAAAGAGUGCACAUGGCCUUGUGGGGCUACGUAAUCUGGGAAAUACAUGUUUUAUGAACUCCAUUCUCCAGUGUCUAAGCAACACACAGAGCUUACGAGACUACUGUCUUCACAACUCCCACCGUCGAGACCUCAACAACAACAGCCGCACAAACACUGCUCUUAUGGAAGAAUUUGCCAAGCUCAUUCAGACAUUGUGGACUUCUUCAAGCAGUGAAGCCGUCAGCCCCUCUGAGUUCAAAACACAGAUACAAAGAUUCGCCCCGAGAUUUGUUGGGUACAAUCAGCAGGACGCUCAGGAGUUUCUACGUUUUCUGCUAGACGGCCUGCACAACGAAGUGAACAGGGUUACGGUUAGGCCACGGGGAUGCGUGGAUGAUUUUGACCACUUGUCUGAUGAUGAGAAAGGGAGGAAGAUGUGGGCUAAGUACUUAGAAAGAGAAGACAGCAAAAUAGUGGACUUAUUUGUAGGCCAGCUGAAGAGCUCUUUGACUUGCAGUGAAUGUGGCUAUUGUUCCACUGUCUUUGAUCCCUUUUGGGAUCUUUCCUUACCUAUCGCCAAGGGCUAUGGAGACGUGAGCCUUAUGGACUGUAUGAGGCUCUUUACUAAAGAAGAUGUGCUGGAUGGGGACGAGAAGCCGACAUGUUAUAGGUGCAAAGCAAGAAGGCGAUGUACAAAGAAAUUCAUGGUUCAGAAGUUCCCUAAAAUUUUAGUUCUUCAUCUGAAGCGUUUCUCAGAAGCUCGUGUCAGAACCAGCAAACUGUCAACUUUUGUCAACUUUCCUUUGAAGGACCUGGAUCUCAGGGAGUUUGCCUCGGACAGAAGCAGUGGUGCAGUCUAUAACUUGUAUGCAGUGUCCAAUCACUCAGGCACUACUAUGGGAGGCCACUACACAGCAUACUGCUGCAAUUCUGAAAAUGGGGAAUGGUAUACAUAUAAUGACUCAAGAGUCACGCCAAUGUCCGCCAGCCAAGUCCGAAGUAGUGACGGAUACGUGUUGUUCUACGAGCGAGCUGGACACUAAGGACAGACUGUGGAAAAAGAUAAAGUGCAUAACUUGAGUCCUGUGGGCUGAAGGCACAUUACAAACAAUGCUGCUUCCCUUUGAGGCCUCUAGAGCAAUGCAGAAGAAUAUCACUCUCUGCUGGUCACUCGGGAGAAGUGCACACGAUGCCCUUUCACACUCCACAGCUGUGUUAAAGAGUCGAAGGAUAUCCUCACGUCUCCGUGUGUAUGUGUGUGAGUGUAAAGGCAGCUGACAGGCAAUCAUCAUCAGGCAAUAACCCCAAGUGACUCAGAAGUCUCUACUAUGCACUGAAACCGAACUCUUCUUAUCCCAAAUGCGCCUUCAUCUUGUUCAAGAACGCCUCAAUAUUAAACUCUGGUUUCACUUGCUUUUCGUUUUGGAUUUUCUUUCUGAUUUAACAUUUUUGAAAGUGUUUGUCCUCUAUGACUAUGACCCUGUCGGGUUGCUGAGGAAUUACCGAAGCUGUGCUGCCCGUUUGUUAUUUCUCUUCACCCCCUAACCCAUCAUUCUUCCUGUUUAUGCUUAGUUUUUUCCUCAUCUCUCUUUCUUCUCCACCUCCUGAUGGAGUCGCAUAGUCACGGGAGUCUGAGAGAACAGCGUGUGGCUGUGGCGUGACUUUUAUUAUGUGUGCCUGCUACUGAUCUUUGAUAUGCUGUGAAUGGAAAUGUGGUCCGAAAGAUAAGAGAACUGGGAGGGGAAAUAGUGCUGAGAGUAUGGAUUUGUUUAUCCUUGAUUUCAUGCCAUUGAACAACAUGGAAAGAAUGUUUUGAAAAAGAUAAUCUGUAUAUUUUUAUAUAUGAUGCAAUACAGAGAAUGUACUACACAGUGGUGCUGAAAAUGACCCGUUACUGUUUUCAGUUUAUUUAAUAAAGGUACGAGAAUGGCAUUUAUUUAUGCUUACAGGUCAGGAGCUGAUGUGAUAUGAGUCACGCAGUGGCAGUCAAAAUAUAUAUAUCUGUAUGUAUGUAUGAAUGAAUAAAUUUUAGAAGAAUGAACUGCUAAAAUGUU